AAUGUGCGAAAUGACAGAGGCGUCAUCACCACCCCUGUUCUAGCCUUGAAUAGGAUUGAUGAUUCCAGUAAUGGAGGAAUUGUUCCCCUUGUUACCAAUGUUCUGCCUAAAGGGACUCUAAAUGCUACUCUCCCCACAACUACUGAUGACUUAGUUGUGGAAACCCCUCAAAACCAGGAAAACCUAGUGACAAUUGCUGGUUCUUGGAGUCAAGUUGUUAGGCAUGGCAAGAAUUCUACUUACCAACCACAAAUGGGAAAGUCUUUCCCAAAGAUGAAGCUGCAGUAUUUUGAGCCCACCAAGGACAAUGAACACAUUGUGGUUAAACCGCCCAAGGAAGUGGUAAACAGGGGAUGCCUUGAAUGGGAGACAUCCUUGGUAUGGUAUUUUAUUGAGCAAAAAGCUUCCGUAGUCGAUGGUUAA
Molecule: messenger RNA, 423 nt
Organism: Ilex paraguariensis (yerba mate)
Lineage: Eukaryota; Viridiplantae; Streptophyta; Magnoliopsida; Aquifoliales; Aquifoliaceae
Source: the annotation of a GenBank genome assembly